CAUAACCACAGAGGUAGAGAUUUGGCACGGAGGUUUUGAGAGAUAUGAUUGGGUGUGACGUGAAACCCCAGGGGAAAAAAUCUGACAAACAAUACAGAGGCUCAGAGCUGUGAAGACUGCCACCACUUCAUCUUCAUAUAGAAUAUUGACUGAUUGUUGCCAAAACAAAUAGUAUAUAACAAGGAAGCAUUGGGCGUGCCUUUGUGCUCUUUCCUGCACCUGUCCUGCUGACAUUUCACACCAAUGCACACUCAGAAAAGAAAGUCCACCUGAUUUUGGCUUCACAUCUCACAUACAGCUCCAACAGGUCUGUGUUAUUAUAAUGGCUCAUACUACCAUCACCGUGCAGCCAGGGGUGACUGUGCCUCCUGGUGUUAAAAUUAACACAUGGCACACUGGCCUGUGUGACUGCUGCGAGGACAUGAGUGUCUGCUGUUUUGGACUCUGGUGCCCCUGGUGUUUGAUGUGUACUACAAGCCAAGAGUUUGGAGAAUGCCUUUGUCUCCCUCUGCUGGAUAUGUGCUUCGGGACCCUCAUCCCACCUGCCGCUUACUCUGUACGAAGUGCCAUGAGAGAGAGAUACCACAUCCAGGGCACAAUGUGUGAUGACUGUUGCGUGAUGACCUGCUGUCGAAUGUGCGCAUGGUGCCAGAUGGCCAGAGAGCUGAAGUUUCGCAGGCAGCCCCAAGUGUUUGUGAACCCACCGGUGAACGUGACCUUCCAACCACCGCCGAACACAUCCUGCCAGCCGUUGGUGAAUCAGUCCUACCAGCCACCUCCGGUGAAUCCGGGCUACUAGCCUCUGCAGCCUAAUACCCCGCCUGUGUACGCCCAGUCUUCCCUCUGAUCUAACCCUUAGGGCGCGGCACUGUAUAGAGUUGUUUAUGUUACAAAUAUUCUAUAGAAUUCUAUAAUGCCAGUCGAUUUUCUCUAGCAUCUGUUUAUAUAUAUUUUUAUAGUUUUAAGUGUACUUUACUACGCAUAUUUGAGAGAAUCAAUAUAUCCAAUGUUCAACAUCUAGUUUUUAUGUGUUUUUGUUUCGCUUGAAUACUUCAUUAAACUAAUUAUGCCCACUUAUGCCCACUAAUUCAAAAUUUAGCCUUCAUUUAGCCUUCAGCACAAAUGAUAUUAAAAUUUAUUGUCUAGUUUGUUUGUUUUUUUAAUUUACAAAGCCAACUGAUGUUACUGCAGUGAUAUCGUGUCACAGUAAAAGAAACAAUAACAGUUGAAACCUUCAAUAUACUUUAGAUAAAUGGCAGUAAACAGUCAGUAUGUUAGUAAAUGAGCAGGUAAAGGAUGUUAUUUCUCAACAUUCAUACACUCAGUCAUACACAGUCACUGUCUGACAGAUCACCAGAACAAUGUUCGGAAAUAACCUGUAUUCGCUCGGUGUCUGAGUAUGCCUUUGUGCUGUGGUUUUGAAUCGUUGGUCAUUAAAUAUUAUCUUCACUUUAUUGGAUUGCUUUCUCCAGUUAUCUGGGUCUUCCAGGAAUUUUCACAAUAAGGUCAUGUGGCUCGUGUAUGAGCAUCUACAAGUGAGCAGGAAUUCUAUAUGCUUUCAGGAGCCUACACUGAAGUUACAUUCUCAUACAGGUAUGUUAUUGGCUUGUAUAGAUAUUCACAGAACUGCUAGAUCAUACUUUUGUCAGAUUAAAGUUUUUUCUGUGA
Messenger RNA from Tachysurus fulvidraco (yellow catfish), 1668 nucleotides. RefSeq names its product plac8 onzin related protein 6 (gene ponzr6). The transcript has 5 exons. NCBI's taxonomy places the organism in Eukaryota, Metazoa, Chordata, Actinopteri, Siluriformes, Bagridae. Bases 323 to 799 code for a protein of 158 amino acids. The record is from RefSeq and is a predicted model, not a curated record.